Messenger RNA from Monopterus albus (swamp eel), 2507 nucleotides. It is a transcript of the gene fem1a, whose product is annotated as fem-1 homolog a. Gene Ontology annotation, biological process: protein K6-linked ubiquitination. The record is from RefSeq and is a predicted model, not a curated record. Gene Ontology annotation, cellular component: BRCA1-BARD1 complex; BRCA1-A complex. Lineage: Eukaryota; Metazoa; Chordata; Actinopteri; Synbranchiformes; Synbranchidae. Gene Ontology annotation, molecular function: ubiquitin-protein transferase activity; protein binding.
ACAAUGCCUCACUGACACCGUAAACGGAGACCUGUCAAAUAACACAAACGCCAUCUUGAUAGAACGCUCAAAAUGGCAGAAAGCUGUGAGCGUGAAACAAAGUCCAAAGUGGGAUUCAUACUCUCUGCUAUUUAAAACCAGCCUCGGCAGCUUUUCCAGAAACUGGUGGUUAUGGGGUUGAUGUCCAGCGUGGCAGCACAGAGCCUGUAAAAUGGAUAUAACGACGGCGGUUUUUAACGCGGCCAGAGAUGGUAAGCUGAAACUUAUCCAGAAGUUGCUGAUCAACAAAACUCCUGAGGAGCUGGAGGCUCUAGCCGAAGAGAAAACUCAGGGAGGCACACCUCUGCUGAUAGCCUCUCGAUACGGACACUUGGAGGUUGUAGAUUACCUCCUUGAACACUGUAAAGCAAAUGUUGAACUCGGAGGAUCGGUUAACUUUGACGGCGAGACCAUUGAGGGGGCUCCGCCGCUGUGGGCGGCUUCGGCAGGCGGGCACCCUCCUCCUGUGGUGAAGACGCUACUGAAACACGGUGCCUCAGUCAACAACGCAACACUAACGAACUCUACGCCGCUCCGAGCUGCCUGCUUUGAUGGCCACCUGGAGAUUGUCCGCUACCUGGUGGAGCACAGAGCCGACAUGGAAGUCGCCAACCGCCACGGUCACACCUGCCUCAUGAUCUCCUGCUACAAGGGCCACAAGGAGAUAGCCAAGUUCCUGCUGGACCGGGGUGCAGAUGUCAACCGCAAGAGCGUGAAAGGAAACACUGCCCUCCACGACUGUGCUGAAUCGGGCAGUCUAGACAUCAUGAAAAUGCUGCUAAAGUGCAAUGCUCGCAUGGAGAGGGAUGGAUAUGGAAUGACCCCGCUCCUCGCUGCAAGUGUAACAGGUCACACCAACAUUGUGGAGUAUCUCGCUCACCAGCCUCGCACCUCAAGAGAAGAAUGCAUCGAUGCACUUGAACUCCUUGGGGCUACUUUUGUGGACAAAAAACGGGAUCUUUUGGGAGCCAUGAGAUACUGGAGAAGGGCCAUGGAGGUGAGGCAGCCAGGUGACAAAACUGGAUCCCUGGCCAAGCCUCCACCUGGUCCCCCUAUCCCUGCCUAUGGCUGUGCACAGGAGGUGAGCACUGCAGAGGAGCUGGAAGCUCUGAUCACAGACCCUGAUGAAAUGAGGAUGCAGGCUUUGUUGGUUCGAGAGCGCAUCCUGGGGCCAUCCCACCCGGACACCUCUUAUUAUAUCCGCUACAGGGGAGCUGUGUAUGCUGACUCAGGCAACUUUGAGCGUUGCAUUAGCCUGUGGAAAUAUGCUUUAGACAUGCAGCAGAGUAACCUAGACCCUCUCAGUCCCAUGACAGCUUCCAGUUUCCUGUCCUUUGCAGAGCUCUUUUCUUUUGUUCUUCAAGACCGGGCCAAAGGCACCCUGUCAACACGUAUCACCUUCCAUGAUCUGAUGACUGUGCUGGGGAAAAGUGUAAAGGAGGUAGAGAGAGCUGUGGUACAGAGUGACAGCCCUCCAGAAGCUCCUCAAUUCACCAAGGCCAUUUCCAUCAUCCUCCACCUCAUCUUUCUGCUGGAAAAGCUGGAGUGUAGCCCAGAGCAGGAGCAUCAGAAGAAGCACACAGUGUACCGUCUGCUAAAGCUGAACCCUCGAGGUCGGAGUGGCUUCACUCCUCUCCACAUGGCUGUAGACAAGGAAACCACGUCUGUGGGCCGCUACCCUGUGGGCCGCUUCCCCUCGCAGGCAGUGGCAGCACUGCUUCUAGAGUGUGGCGCAGAUGUUGACUCACGUGACUGUGAGAACAACACACCACUGCACAUUGCCGCUCACAACGACUGUCCAGAGAUUAUGGCUCUACUUAUAAAGGCUGGCGCUCACUUUGAUGCUACAAAUUCACAGAGGAAGACAGCCUAUGAGCUGUUGGAUGAGCAGAGCAGCGGACACCCGGCCAUCUGUCCCCUGAACUACAUCACCCUUCAGUGCCUGGCGGCGCGUGCAAUUGAAAAGCACAGACUACCCUACAGGGGGCUCAUCUCCGAGGAGAUAGAGGCUUUCAUUGAGCUGCACUAACUUCCACUACUCCCUGAUGAGGAGGCCCUGCACUACUCACCCUGUUGUCCUCACUUUUGCUUCACUCCUGGCCCUGUCAGGCUUGUGUCAGACCAAACCAUAGCAAUAAAACAUCCAGCCCUCUGCACUGAAAUUUCUGGUUGAGAUCUGGUCAGUCAUAGCUUAAUUCUAACAUGAAGUCACAUAGACUUUUAACGGGAUUGUUCAUGUCUACUGCUAUAUAAAGCUGAGUGAUACAUCAACAUGAUACAGGCUUUAAGUUCCACUUUGUUGUUCUCCCUAAAAAAGAGAGUUACAAUAUGAUGGUGCUUGUGUGUGGUGGUGGCUGCACUGUAUGAGAGAUGGGUUUUAGUUAGGGUUGCAUGAUAAAUCAUUUUGUGAGUGUGAUUUAGAUCCUCGUACAAUCUCAGUCUCACAUGACAAUAGUAAGGGGACGCCU